UUCACUCAGUUUUUACGUUGGCAGGAUUGGCGAUAAAAUGUACACCUCCCAAUGAGCUGUUAUUUAUUAACUCACUCUCGCAUAUAAAAUUGAAGUUUAGUUUCGUAACAAAAAAGCGCUAGUGCAGUUGUAGAGGAGUUGGUGAAAUAUGAUUUUACUGGAAAUUAAUAACAGGGUGGUGGAAGAGACGUUAACGUUAAAGAUUAAAAACGCACAAGCCGGUGUGAAAAAUGAGUCAAUAGAUGUAACUGUAGCAGAUUUUGAUGGUGUUUUAUACCACAUUUCAAAUGUCAAUGGUGAUAAAACAAAAAUUAGAGUUAGUAUAUCACUUAAGUUUUACAAGGAACUACAGGAGUAUGGGGCAGAUGAACUCUUGAAACGAGAAUAUGGUUCUCUUCUUAUGACCCCUGAGGACUUUUACAAUGUUUCAUUGCUUAUAGACCUGGAAAAUAUACCAGAGAAUUGGCAAGAGGUUGUGAAGAAGGUGAGCAUGCUGAAGAGAAAUUGCUUUGCUUCAGUCUUCGAAAAAUAUUUUGACUUUCAAGAGCAAGGCGACGAUGGCCAAAAACGUGCUGUCAUUCAUUAUAGGAACGACGAAACUUUAUACGUUGAGGCGAAAUCGGAUCGAGUCACUGUAGUAUUUUCGACGAGGUUUAGGGAUGACGACGAUGUUAUCAUUGGUAAAGUGUUCAUGCAGGAACUAAAGGAGGGUUUGAGAGCAUCCCACACCGCUCCACCAGUGUUGUUUAGCCACCGCGAACCACCCAGAGAGCUACAGAACACUGACGCAGUUGUCGACAAUAACGUCGGUUAUGUGACUUUCGUGCUGUUCCCUAGACACACUGCACGCAAUACGCGCGACAACACUAUCAACUUGAUACAUAUGUUCAGGCAUUAUUUACACUACCACAUAAAAUGUUCUAAGGCGUACAUUCACAGCAGGAUGCGCGCUAAGACCUCAGAGUUCCUUAAAGUUCUAAACAGGGCCCGGCCAGAGAACAAGUCAACCGAUAAGAAAACUAUAACUGGCAGAACAUUUAUAAGAAGAGAUUGACCAGAGUAGAUUAAAUAAGUGUAAGAGAGUAUCCAAAAAAGAAAUCAAUUAUUAUGCGAUGGGCUCAACAACAAAAAAAUAACAUUGGAUAAGUAACUAAAUCUUUUUAAUAAUUACUUUAUUGGAAGGCUAUUCAUUCACAAAAUUACCUUUUUUUAUUAUGUAUAGUUUGUUUUAAUUGAUAUGAAUUAGAAUGAAACACCCUUGAUGGAUGAAGUUUUAACAAACAUUCA
Molecule: messenger RNA, 1287 nt
Organism: Nicrophorus vespilloides
Lineage: Eukaryota; Metazoa; Arthropoda; Insecta; Coleoptera; Silphidae
Gene: Arpc2
Product: probable actin-related protein 2/3 complex subunit 2
Exons: 5
Coding region: 149-1054 (301 amino acids)
Biological process (GO): actin filament polymerization; Arp2/3 complex-mediated actin nucleation
Cellular component (GO): Arp2/3 protein complex; actin cytoskeleton
Molecular function (GO): actin filament binding; structural constituent of cytoskeleton
Source: RefSeq, a predicted model, not a curated record